This is a messenger RNA of Nymphalis io (European peacock), 1139 nucleotides long. It is a transcript of the gene Echs1, whose product is annotated as probable enoyl-CoA hydratase, mitochondrial. The transcript has 6 exons. Gene Ontology annotation, molecular function: enoyl-CoA hydratase activity. Lineage: Eukaryota; Metazoa; Arthropoda; Insecta; Lepidoptera; Nymphalidae. Bases 138 to 1037 code for a protein of 299 amino acids. The record is from RefSeq and is a predicted model, not a curated record. Gene Ontology annotation, biological process: fatty acid beta-oxidation. Gene Ontology annotation, cellular component: mitochondrion.
AUUUUUGUAGGCCGACAGUGCUAUUUGUUAAAGGCUAGUAGGUUUCAAAGUUCACUUACAAAGUUAAUAAUAUUCCACAUCCACAUUCAUCUUCAGUUUAUUUUUUGACUCAGCGGUGAUAGUACAUUAGCCAAUUAAUGAAAAUGGCUUCAGUUACCGCAAUUACUCGUGCUUUAUUUAGCAAAAAUGUUAUAAAUACCGGUCGUAUCGCGGCAGUAUCUAAUACCAGUUUUAUAAAAUUCUACAGUACCGCUCCUGAAUAUGAAAAUAUUAAGAUAGACAUUGUAGGUGCUAAGAAAAAUGUUGGCUUAAUUCAAUUGAACCGGCCUAAGGCUUUGAAUGCACUUUGCAAUCCUCUCUUUAAGGAACUCGGCAAGGCAGUCAUUGAUUUUGACGCUGAUGAUAAAAUUGCAGCUAUUAUAAUAACUGGCAAUGAGAAGGCAUUUGCUGCGGGAGCUGAUAUUAAGGAAAUGCAAAACAAUAGUUACAGCACUAAUGCAAAAACUGGCUUUUUAAAGGAGUGGGAAGAUAUAUCAAACUGUGGAAAACCCAUCAUUGCUGCUGUCAAUGGAUUUGCUCUUGGAGGAGGUUGCGAGCUGGCCAUGCUCUGCGAUAUUAUUUAUGCUGGAGAAAAAGCUAAAUUUGGACAGCCUGAAAUCAAUAUUGGUACUAUCCCUGGAGCCGGUGGCACCCAGCGAUUACCACGUUAUGUUGGCAAAUCUAAAGCCAUGGAAAUUGUCCUCACUGGCAAUUUCAUUGACGCUCUUGAAGCAGAGAAAAUGGGUCUAGUUAGUAGAGUCUUCCCUGUUGAGAAACUUCUGGACGAAACUAUCAAGUUAGCAGAGAGGAUUGGAACACAUUCUCCUCUGAUUGUGAAGUUAGCAAAGCAAUCAGUUAACCAAGCUUAUGAAACAACCCUAAAAUCUGGUCUUCAAUUUGAAAAAUCAAUAUUCUAUGGUACUUUUGCUACGGAGGACAGAAAAGAAGGCAUGAGUGCAUUUGUUGAAAAGAGACCUCCUAAUUUUAAAAACAAUUAAGUAGUUAACAAUAAAGAUAAUUCACAGAAAGUGACUUGAAAAAAUUUGUAUCAACAUUGUAAAAAUAUAGUUGUAAGAAACAAAAGAAUUUAUAGAAUUAUA